This is a messenger RNA of Daucus carota subsp. sativus, 1240 nucleotides long. RefSeq names its product protein RESTRICTED TEV MOVEMENT 3. The record is from RefSeq and is a predicted model, not a curated record. NCBI's taxonomy places the organism in Eukaryota, Viridiplantae, Streptophyta, Magnoliopsida, Apiales, Apiaceae. Gene Ontology annotation, molecular function: protein binding. The transcript has 6 exons. The coding region runs from base 113 to 1051 and encodes 312 amino acids.
AUUCUUAACCUCCGUGAACGCCAGUAUAAAGCUGAAAACGUUACUUCCCUUCCAUAUAUCGAAAACCAAAAUUCAGUCUAAUUCUUCUUUUGAUCUUGUGAAGCAUAUAGCUAUGGCAAAUGUUGCACUUAACAAUUCCCAAGACGGAGUUUUGAGAUUCAUCUCAGACUUACCACCAACUCAUUACACGGUCAAAAUUAAAUCAUUCUCAUUGCUAACUAAGAAUAAUAUUGACAAAUAUUAUUCAGGUGAAUUUGAAGCCGGAGGAUACAAAUGGAAAUUAGUGAUUAGCCCCAAUGGCAAGAAUGCUAAGGAAUAUUUAUCGGUAUACUUGGCCAUGGUAGAAACACCUUCACUUCGUCCUGGUUGGGAAGUCGUUGCAACUUUCACACUGUUUCUGCUUGAUCAGAACAGGGACAAUUAUCUGACAGUUGGAGAUUCUUCAGGGAAGGGGAGACGUUUUCACGGAAUGAAGCUAGAAUGGGGAUUUGAUCAAUUUAUCCAUAAUAAAGCAUUUAGCGACGCUGUUAAUGGAUAUCUUGUAGAAGACUCAUGUGUGUUUGGAGCUGAGGUUUUCAUCUGUAAAGAAACAAUCAAGGGAAAAGCAGAGUGUUUAAGCAUGAUAAAAGAAGCCAUAACUUAUAAGCACACUUGGAAAAUUGAAGACUUCUGGAAACUAGAUCAAUUAUCUCACGAGUCAAAGGCAUUCAAUGGCGGAAAUUACAAAUGGAAGAUACUUAUGUAUCCUAAUGGAAAAGGAAAUGGAACGGGGACUCAUCUAUCUCUAUUUUUAGCUUUGGCUGAGCCUGCAUCACUUUCCCCUGGUUCUAAAAUAUAUGUAGAAUUCACAAUACGCAUGUUGGACCUGAUGUAUGGUGGGCAUAUCUCCGGAAAAGCCACUCGUUGGUUCUAUGCUUCAAAUCCUGAAUCCGGAUGGACAAGAUAUAUAUCACUUGAUUACUUCUAUCUGCCAAAAAAUGGUCUUCUCGUGAAAGGCAGUUGUUCCAUAGAGGCGGAAAUUACAAUUCAUGGAGUGGCUGAUGUUGCAUGAUUGCAACUCGUUCUGCUUAUCACAUUGAUAUGAAUGUGAGGAGAAUGUAACAUUGUAACUUAAUCAAAGUUCUUCAUCGCUUCAUACGCCCAAAAGAUCAGUGCAAACACAAAAGGACCUCUUUACCUUGUUAUUUUUAAUAUAAGUUUUUUUUCUUAUAAAAAUCUGGACAAUUUCUCGAUUUGUGCU